AUGUUCCGUGCUCUUCUCACCAAGCCUCUCAUUUUCAAGUCGGCAGCUACCUCCUUCAUCCAAAGGCCUUCAUUCAUCGCUAGACACUACUCAGUUGCUGCUCAAGGCUCUUUCUUAUCGAGAGAUGAAGUUACCGAACGUAUCGUCAACGUUCUUAAAAAGCACGAAAAGGUAGACCCAACAAAGGUUUCUGCUACUUCUCAUUUCGUAAAUGAUUUAGGUUUGGAUUCAUUGGAUUCGACUGAAGUAGUCAUGGAAGUUGAAAAUGAAUUUGGAAUUGAAAUUCCUGACGAGGAAGCAUUCAAGUUACAAAGUGUGGAGGAUUGUAUUAAAUACAUCAGCUCUAAUCCCAUGGCUAAAUAA
Molecule: messenger RNA, 363 nt
Organism: Naegleria lovaniensis
Lineage: Eukaryota; Heterolobosea; Eutetramitea; Acrasida; Naegleriidae
Exons: 1
Coding region: 1-363 (120 amino acids)
Biological process (GO): fatty acid biosynthetic process
Cellular component (GO): mitochondrion
Molecular function (GO): acyl carrier activity; acyl binding
Source: RefSeq, a predicted model, not a curated record